UUUUAUAACGCCUUAUAUUUUUAAAUAAUGACAAAUAAGCGUGGAUUUAUGUCUUGGAUAGGGUUAUUACUAAGCUUUGUGGGCAUGGCAGGACUUGUGUUAUCUAUCCUUUCUCUAUUACCACUGAACGGAUACAAUAUCUAUACAACUACAAUGACAGUACUGAGAUUAGUUGAAUUUGAACAAGACAAUGGAGAGUUUUCUCAAGAUGCAAAAUUAUACUUGGUGUUUCUAGGAGGAUCCUUUUUUUCGAGUGUCAUGGAGAUGGUCGCUACUUUAGCUGCCUGUUGUCGAAGGGAUACAGCAGAAACGGAUCAAGAAAGUUGUCAGACCAGCCAUAGAAAGACCAGCAAAUCCUGGUUCAUUCGAAUCAUAUGCUUUACUUUAUUAAUACAAAUUAUCUUUUCGUUAUUUGGCACGCAUCUUAUAUACAAGCUGGAAAAAGAUGCAAUUCCUGUAGAUAUUCAACACAACAUAUUCAUAUCAUGUGCUAUACUGUGGAUAAACUAUUUAUCCCUGACAGUAUUUUCCUUCAUUUUAUUAUUUGCAUCAUUCUGUAUCUUGAUUGGUACCUCAAAUCAACAAAAGAAAAGUGCCCAACAAGACGAGGAAACAAGGCCCUUCAUUCUCAUUUAAAUUUAAAAUUCAGACGAUGGACUUUGGUGGUAUUUUUUUUUUUUUUUUU
Mucor mucedo is the source of this 685-nucleotide messenger RNA. RefSeq lists its product as uncharacterized. The transcript has 2 exons. NCBI's taxonomy places the organism in Eukaryota, Fungi, Mucoromycota, Mucoromycetes, Mucorales, Mucoraceae. The record is from RefSeq and is a predicted model, not a curated record. The coding region runs from base 28 to 636 and encodes 202 amino acids.